CAUGUGAUCAGCUGUGUCCAAUCACAGCUGAUCACUGUGUAAAUACAUUUGCUGGUUAUCGGCAGUACUUUCCUCACGUCAGUGCCCAACAGUACUGCCCAUCAGUUCCCAAGAGUACUGCCAAUCUGUGCCCAUCAGUGCUGCCAGUCUGUGCAGUCAGUCAGUGAUGCCAGUCAGUGCCUCCUAUCAGUGCCCUUCAGUGCUACUUAUUAGUGCCCAUCAGUGCAACAUAUCAGUGCCCACCAGUGCUGCCUCAUCAGUGCCACAUAUCAGUGCCCACCAGUGCUGCCUAUCCGUGCCACCUCGUCGG
Staurois parvus is the source of this 310-nucleotide messenger RNA. The record is from the annotation of a GenBank genome assembly. NCBI's taxonomy places the organism in Eukaryota, Metazoa, Chordata, Amphibia, Anura, Ranidae.